Microthlaspi erraticum is the source of this 681-nucleotide messenger RNA. Lineage: Eukaryota; Viridiplantae; Streptophyta; Magnoliopsida; Brassicales; Brassicaceae. The record is from the annotation of a GenBank genome assembly.
AUGUCUGAUAUACCUUCUUGUUCUAGCGGCAAUGACACGAACAGCAACGACUCUGGCUACUUUGAAUGUAACAUCUGCUUGGACUUGGCUCAAGACCCGAUCGUGACACUCUGUGGCCACUUGUUCUGUUGGCCCUGCUUGUACAAAUGGCUCCAUCUCCAUGCACAGUCAAAGGAAUGCCCUGUUUGCAAAGCUGUCGUCGAAGAAGACAGACUCGUUCCUCUCUACGGCAGAGGCAAAUCGUCUUCCGACCCUCGCUCCAAAUCCAUCCCGGGGCUCGAGGUUCCGAGCCGUCCGUCGGGACAAAGACCCGAGACAGCGCAGCCUCCGGAGCCGAACCAUGGGUUUCCUCACCACGGGUUUGGAGGAGGAUUCAUGGGCGGGUUUGCAGCUCCGGUGGGGAGUGCGAGGUUUGGGAACGUUACGUUGUCUGCAGCGUUUGGCGGUUUGAUUCCGUCUCUGUUUAACCUCCAUUUCCAUGGGUUCCCUGAUGCAGCCAUGUAUGGAGCUGCUGCUUCUGGGGGAUUCCCUCAUGGGUUCUCGAACCCGUUCCAUGGAGGACACUCGCAUAUGCAUAGUUAUUACCGGCACACGGGGAGGCAAGGACAGCAAGACUAUCACUUGAAAGCGUUGUUUGCCUUUGUUUUAGUCAUUGUUUUGUUUUCCCUCUUCUUAACCUAG